Molecule: messenger RNA, 765 nt
Organism: Lolium perenne
Lineage: Eukaryota; Viridiplantae; Streptophyta; Magnoliopsida; Poales; Poaceae
Source: RefSeq, a predicted model, not a curated record
AUGGUGUGGCUCCUAGAUCAAGAGUAUGACAGGGAUCACCGGGCUUUUCAUAAGACGGAGAGGACAACGGAUCUUCACCCUUUGAAGAUUCGUUACCAUGGCACAGUGGAUAUACCGUAUGACGAGAGGUAUACGGAGCACAUCGAGCCUACCGGUCUUCUCCCGUUCAUAUCGCUUGCUCCUAACGUCGGCGACGGUGGUGACCGGGCGAGAGCUCCCGCCGGCGCGUCUUUCUCUUGGAUCAGGACUAACUUUCGACAAUGCCCGGACGGGGCCAACGAGGACACUAUCAGGACGUACACCCGCGUGUACUUAUGGUACAUGAUUUCGAGGACUCUCUUUCCUGACAGUGGGGGGAAGCUGGCCCAUUGGUGUUGGCUGAAGGCGCUUACGGUGUUGGAGCACCGGUGGAGUUUGGGAACAGCGGCACUUGCCUACCUCUACCGACAGUUGGACGAAGCUUGUCGCUGGACUGGGAGCGGCGGUAUUGGUGGAUGCUUGCUCCUACUUUCCGUAUGGAGCUGGGACCGCCUAUCAAUUGGGCGGCCUAGGACACUCACCGAAAGGCCAUGGCCUCAUCACCAUGAGAACCUUGAUCGGGAGCCGACUUGGGCAUAUCUUUGGGACAAUGUCUCGGAGAUGACGAGCGAUCCAAAGAUCAUGUACAGGCACUACACUGAGGAAUUUGACACUCUUACCGCUGAGCAGGUAACCGUUCACGACUUUGCAAUCCUAGUUUUCAUAAAUUCUGUUGGCAUGUUCUAA